CAUCACAUUCAUUUCGGAAUUUGUACUUCCAUUUUCAGUCCCGAAAAAGUUAUUUCGUGUAUUAUUAUUUAAAAAAUAUAUAUAUACAUUGUAAUUGUGCACACAUCGAAAGUAAAAAGCGGCCGCGAAUUGCACAUAACGAGUUGAACAAGUUCUCUUUUACCGCAAAAAGACACACAUAAGUGCAAAGUGAGUCAGUGUAGUGUCAAUGACAUCCACAAAAUCUCCAGAAUCCACAAAAUCUGUUUGUAAGCAGCUCAGCUUCACUGGCUGAACGACGGCAACAGAAGAGUCGAAAAUCAAAAAUACUGCAAUAAGCAAUAUCUCCACCCGGUCCGUUAUUUACAUACAUACAUACAUAUAUAUAUAUACAUACAUAACGUACAAAAGAAAAGCUUCACGCACGCACAUAUACUUAUACACGCACGCACGCACACACACAUAAAGCUAUACGCAGCAACGACAAGCGAUCGCGUCAAGUGAAUCAGCGUCUCGCCGUCUCCCACUCGCGAGUACAACGUGAAAGCUCAAGCUCUCCCUCCCCAUCAGCAGCAACAGCGGCGAAAGCCUCGAGACACUCGUUCGGCCUCAACAUGCAGAGCGACUUUCACAGAAUGAAGAAUUUUGCCAAUCCCAAGACUAUGUUCAAAAGCAGCGCUGUGCCUGCUGGCAACGAGCAGGCGAACGCUAGCGCAAACACAGUGGCACCGGGUCGCCCGGAGCCAACACCGACUGCCACUGUUGCUGCUGCUGCUGAUGCUGCUGCUGCUGCUCCUGAGGUGGCUGGAAACAAGGAGGAGCCAAAGGGCGCCACCGAGUCGCAGCAGUCGGAUGAUGGUGCUGUGCGCACCGAGCAUUUGUUUAAACACCCGCUGCAAAACACAUGGACACUGUGGUAUUUGGAGAACGAUCGCACCAAAUCCUGGGAGGACAUGCAAAACGAAAUUACCAGCUUUGACACAGUCGAGGACUUCUGGAGUCUAUACAAUCACAUCAAGCCGCCAUCCGAGAUCAAAUUGGGUAGUGAUUAUUCACUCUUCAAGAAGGGCAUACGCCCCAUGUGGGAGGAUGCUGCCAAUAAGCAGGGUGGUCGCUGGGUGAUCACACUGAACAAAAGCUCUAAGAACGAUUUGGACAACUUGUGGCUCGAUGUGCUGCUUUGUUUGAUUGGCGAGGCAUUCGAUCACUCGGAUCAGAUUUGCGGCGCUGUUGUCAAUAUUCGCGGCAAGAGCAACAAGAUAUCCAUCUGGACUGCCAAUGGCAACAACGAGGAGGCCGCUUUAGAAAUUGGACACAAGCUGCGCGAUGCUCUACGUCUGGGGCGCCAAAAUUUGCUUCAAUACCAGCUGCACAAGGACACCAUGGUCAAGCAGGGCUCGAGUGUCAAAUCGAUCUAUAAUUUGUAAAUUUUCUCGAGCAAUGCUCUCCAAAUUUUGCAACAGUUUUUUAUUAGCUAUUUUACGUUGCCUUUAUUAUACUGGUUUAUAACCAAUCCGAUCGCAGCAACGUAAAGUCAACAAGCCCAAUAGGCAAAACAGAAUAUAAACGAGAAUAAACCCCCCUUGUUAUCAGAGAGUGGCGCGUAUUAUCAGACGCACCGCUUUUUAGUCAUGGAAUAUGCGAAAAUAAAGAAAAACUAAGGUUAAAAA
Messenger RNA from Drosophila novamexicana, 1649 nucleotides. It is a transcript of the gene eIF4E1, whose product is annotated as eukaryotic translation initiation factor 4E1. Gene Ontology annotation, molecular function: RNA 7-methylguanosine cap binding; translation initiation factor activity. Gene Ontology annotation, cellular component: eukaryotic translation initiation factor 4F complex; cytoplasm. Gene Ontology annotation, biological process: translational initiation. The record is from RefSeq and is a predicted model, not a curated record. NCBI's taxonomy places the organism in Eukaryota, Metazoa, Arthropoda, Insecta, Diptera, Drosophilidae. Bases 594 to 1406 code for a protein of 270 amino acids. The transcript has 5 exons.